AACAAAAAGGUCCAACUUUCUUCGUACACUUUUUCCAAGCAUCUAAACUGGCUUUCAAUAAUCACCAUAAAGGGUUUGAUAACUCAUUGAAACAUUAGCAUUAAUCAAUAUGGAAGAAAUGAAGGAAAUUGAGCACAUAAUACGAGAUUAUCAACAAGAGCGAUAUCCUUCGCCUGAAGAGACCCGAAAGAAUAAUGCCACCAUAUUAUAUAAACGAAAGAAGUUCUUUCUUGGAGAGUUACGACAUUCAUUUAGAUUCAUGGGAUUCCUAUUGAUUGUGAUUGUUUACUUGCGAGAUUUGUCUACCACCGGCUUGGUUCUAAGAGGGUUUUCCCAGUACACUUUAUCCAAUCCAUACCCAUCAUUGCAUUUAUACACAGAGGAAUCUAAAAAGGGUUUGAGUAAGUUUUUACUUCUAACGGUGAUAGUGUUGAAUGGGUUCUAUACACUUAUCCACUUGGUGUUUGGUGCUUAUUCUUCACCACCGCAUGGGGACAAACAUUUUUUACAUGGAAGUCUGACAAUUGAGUUCAUAGGAGAAAGAGUACCAUUUGGUAGAUUGGAGUUGCUUAUUCUCGACGUAAUGAUAUUCUUUUUUCAAGUGGUCCUCCAUAACUUAAUGUGCUAUGUUCAAGAUUUUGAGAUUCUACUGGUGACAGUCCCUCAUGAUUCCAUCUCCAAUCCCACACAAGAUAUUCAUCUGGAAUGGAAGGUGCACAACGACUGCGACGGAUACAAUGGCGAUGUGGUACUUUUGUGCCUUGAUAUUAUCAGCAAUAUCAAGGUGAUCUUGAGUUACCGUGGUGGGUUUACGCUUUCUCCUCAGGAAGAAGAAAGAGCCGGCCAGCCACGCCCUGUUGCUGAGAUUCCAUACCCUAUUCCCGGUUCCUUUUCAUAAAAGCACUUGUCUCUUUCCUUACCAAUAUACGAGAUCUUAUG
This is a messenger RNA of Yamadazyma tenuis ATCC 10573, 939 nucleotides long. NCBI's taxonomy places the organism in Eukaryota, Fungi, Ascomycota, Pichiomycetes, Serinales, Debaryomycetaceae. The record is from RefSeq and is a predicted model, not a curated record.